Messenger RNA from Closterium sp. Naga37s-1, 3108 nucleotides. NCBI's taxonomy places the organism in Eukaryota, Viridiplantae, Streptophyta, Zygnematophyceae, Desmidiales, Closteriaceae. The record is from the annotation of a GenBank genome assembly.
AUGGGAGCUCCAAGCUCGGGAGACGUUUACAACAAAGGGAAGGGCGGAGGAGAGGCUUCAACAGCUGAAUGUUCCUUCCCAUCCCCAUGCCUCUGCCCCCCCACCCUUCCCUCCGCCGCUGCAGCACGCGUGAUGGGAGCUGCAAGCUCAGGAGACAUUUACAACAAAGGGAAGGGCGCCGGAGAGGAGACAGGCUAUGGAAAAGAGGCAGUGGCUUAUGGAAGCGGAGGGAUGGCAGGAGGAGCAGGAGGAGGAGGAGGAGGAGGAGGAGGAGAGAGAGUGCUUUCACCAUUUGAACUGGCAGCAGCACGAAUUGGACUAGGAAGGCAAGGGGGGGCGCCGUUGGGGGGUGAGGGGACGGGGUUGGUACAUGCUGGGACGGGAGGAGGUAUGGGAGGAGGCAUGGGAGGAGGCAUGGGAGGAGGCAUGGGAGGAGGGAUGGGAGGAGGCAUGGGAGGAGGCAUGGGAGGAGGCAUGGGAGGAGGCAUGGGAGGUGGUAUGGGAGGUGGUAUGGGAGGAGGUAUGGGAGGAGCCCAGCAGCUCGAAUCAGCCCGCAGGGAUGCCAGCAGCAGCAACAACGCAGAUCUCACCAACCCGGCCGCUGCCUCCUUUGCUUCCUUCAGCUUCCGCAGCAUUUCCCGAGGCAGGAGCAGUGCUGGCAGUGGGUCGUUCGGCUCGGGUCGGUCCUCUGGGUCCUCUCUGGGUUCGUUUGGUGCUGCUGGUGGGGCUGGUGGGAGCGGUGGGAGUGGUCGGGAGGUGGGCGGGAGUGGGAGAGCGGGUGCGGGUGACGCGGGGGAGGGGAGUGGGAGGGUGGUGGCGGCGGGAGUGGUGGGCGCGGGGGCGUAUGGGGACAUGUAUGCUGCGCGCACGGACGGGGGGAGUGCGUGGGCGGUGAAGCGGAUGAGCGAGGAGGCGUGCUCGGCUGAUGCUGGGCCUGCGGCGUUCCAACACGAGGUGGCGCUGUUCGCAUCGCAGGCACACCAGCGCCUGGCGCGCAUAGUGGGGCUGUGCCACGAGUGUGGGGAGCGCAUGGUGGUAUACCAGCUGCACUCGCCGCUCUCCUCCCUCUUCUUCCGCCUGCACCGCGCCCCAGUGGACCACUUCCUGUCGGCGCAGCAGCGGGUGAACGUGGCGAUAUCUCUGGCAGAGGGUCUGGCCUUCCUGCACGCGCACUCGCCUCCCCUCGUGCACCGCAACGUGAAGCCCACCAACGUGCUGCUCUCUCCCAACGGCCACCACGCGAAGCUAACGGACUUCUGUUUCGCGCAUCCAGCACCGGGCGAGGACGGGGUGAGGGUGCCACAGCAAGCGCAGGAGCAAGGCUAUGUCGCCCCAGAGCUGCUGCUGCCGCCCGUGCUCUCCUUCUCCCCAGCCACUGACGUGUACAGCUUCGGAGUGAUUCUGCUGGAGCUGCUAACAGGGCGUCUGGCUGUCAUGCCGGAUCCAGAAGACCCGGAGGAGCAGCUAGUCAUCACAGACUGGGCCGUGCAUUUCAUUAACGAGAAUCAGGUCGAGCUUAUAAAGGAUCCCCGCGUCUUCACACCAGCUACAGCCGCCGGUUUCACCGCCCUCGCAGCCCUAGCAGUAGACUGCAUCAGAGUGCCGGCAGUAAGGCGCCCUCCCAUGCCCUCCGUGCUGCAGAGACUGAUGGAUAUUCGCAGGAACGUGUUUGGGUUCCCGGCUAGAGCGCCUCCUGAUCCCGGGUUUACCGGGGAUAGGGAUGGGGACGGGGGGAGCGUGAGUGGCAGGGGCGGGGUUGGUGGUGGUAGUGGUGGGAGUGGGCGGUUUGGGAGGGAGAUGUUUGGGAGUGGGAGGCAGGGUGGGAGUAGUGGUGCUGGUGCUGGUGGUGGUGAUGGUGGUGAUGGUGGCGAUGGUGGCGAUGGUGGCGAUGGUGGUGAUGGUGGUGCUGCUGGUGGUGUAUAUAGUGCCAGUGCAUAUGCGAUUGGUUCAAGAGAGGGGGAUUGGUCUCGGGAAGAGCAGAUGGUCGGGGAGGGUGAGGAGAAGGAGGGAGAAGGGUACAGCGACAGAGACGAAGUGGAAGAGGAAGAGGAAGGGGAAGAGGACGAGGGAGAUGAGGGAGCACGCGGGUUGCAACAAGGAUACGCAUUCGAGCCAGCAGCAACAGCAGCAGCAACAGCAGCAGCAGCAGCAGCAGCAGCAGCAGCAGCACUGCCACUUAUAGCAGAAGAGCGCUCGGAUGAAAUGACAAUGGAGGAGGAGGAGGAGGAGGAGGAGGAGGCGAGUAGUGGCAGGGACGCUGCAUAUUACACACCUUCAGAGGAACAGCUCUCUGCUAUAGACGACCGCUCUGCAAGAGACGAGCUCUCUGCAAGAGGCCAGCUCUCUUCUAUGGAGGACCUGUCUGCAAUGGGCGAGCUUUCAGCCAUGCCCAGUGCAGGCCUCGAUGCUUCCUCUAUAGCAGCGGACAGCAGCGUGCCCAGUGACAUGAGCGUGGAUCGCUUUAGCGAGGAGGCCUAUAGCGAGGAUCAACUGUACGGGAGUGAAAUCAGUGGGGGUGAAAUCAGUGGGAGUGGGAUCAGUGGGAGGGAAGAGGUGAGGGAGGGGGGGUCUAUUGGCGAGCAGAUGAGUUCUAAGUAUUACAGUUUGGAGCAUGUAUACUCAGUGGGUGAUUCUCAGGCUUUCUCUUCUCCUGCUGCUGCUCCUGCUCCUGCCUACCCACCUGCGUCUGCAUCUGCUGCUUCUGCCGGUGCUGCUGCCGGUGCUGCCGGUGGUGUUGCUGCUGCUGGUGCUGCUGCUGGUGCUGCCAGUGCUGCUGCUGGUGCUGCAGGUGCUGCCGGUGCUGCCGGUGCUGCCGGUGCUGGCAGUUUCCCCCUUGCUACCCCUUAUGAGGCAGACGCAGCUGCUCUUUCCGACCCGUUAGUUCCUUUCUCCCUCUCGUCCGAAUUACAAGCCUCCUCAUCUGCUCCUUCCGAACUCGGCAUCGGCCUCGGCCUAGGGUUUGCAGCAGGGGGAAUGUAUUUUUCCAACCUAAGCGAAUCCGUAUGGCCACCAAAGCAGCAGCAGCAGCUGGGUCCGCGUGCUGCUAUUGCACCGACUCGUCGGAAGGCAGUGCUGGGUGUUCAGAGCGAGAGGGAGGGGCCGUGCUGA